Messenger RNA from Micropterus dolomieu (smallmouth bass), 3530 nucleotides. RefSeq names its product Rap guanine nucleotide exchange factor (GEF) 3 (gene rapgef3). Gene Ontology annotation, molecular function: guanyl-nucleotide exchange factor activity. Gene Ontology annotation, biological process: Ras protein signal transduction; positive regulation of GTPase activity. The record is from RefSeq and is a predicted model, not a curated record. The transcript has 27 exons. NCBI's taxonomy places the organism in Eukaryota, Metazoa, Chordata, Actinopteri, Centrarchiformes, Centrarchidae. Bases 297 to 2897 code for a protein of 866 amino acids. Gene Ontology annotation, cellular component: plasma membrane.
CAAGGGAUGGCUGAACAUUACGCACUACGUCCUCACUGAGGCGGACACGUCUGGGGAGGUAACCUGUCUGGUUUUGGAUCCAGGGACGACAUAUCUACAGGAGCCUGGCUGAAUUUGUGGGACAGAAUGCUGAGUCCUGAGCUGACACUGCCGCCGUGUUGUGUCGUGGCUGUACAGUAAACGAGAGCGUGACGGGUUAAUCUGUUGUGCCGGGAAUAAUGUCUGGAAGUGCUGAGUCCGGGUGCAGAUCUUCUGACUGGGAAAGUUGUUUGUCGGUUGUUUUGAUCUGAGAAAAGAUGCAUCUGUUUCGCAGUCACAAUUACCGAGUGUUCCCGGAUCGCUACUCAGUGGAAUCACCGACCAUACGAGGCAUCAGCUGGACCCCGCUGCCAGAGGCCCUGAAUUCAAAGGACACUAUGAAGCAGUUUCUUUCAGAUCGUGUUGUAAAGGCAGCAAGAUCAGUGUAUAGUGUUAUAAUCGAGAGGAACCCAGGUCUGAUCCGAGAUAGAAAGUAUCACCUCAAAACAUACAGACAAUGCUGCUCUGGUAAGGAACUUGUUGAUUGGCUGAUGAAACAAAAUGAAUGCCUGCAAUCAAGAAGCCAGGCAGUUGGGAUGUGGCAGGUCUUGGUGGAUGAAGGAAUCCUUCUUCAUGUGAAACAUGAGUUGAACUUCCAUGACAAGGACACCCAGUUCUAUCGCUUCCAGGACUCUGAGUGUGGCCUAAACCACGUAACAAAUGAGAAGGACUCAGAGGAAGAGCUGCAGGAGGGUCUGUCGCUCCUGUCUCAGCUGGGUCCCGAUGCUCUGCUCACUAUGAUUCUACGCAAAUGCCCCAGUCAGAGGAGUGCUGAGGACCUGGAAGUCAUUUAUGAGGAGCUGCUCCAUGUCAAGGCUGCAGCUCAUCUCUCCACUUCUGUGCGUAAGGAGCUGGCAGCAGUACUGGUCUUUGAAUCACAUGCCAAGGCCGGAACAGUCUUGUUCAGUCAGGGGGACAAAGGCACAUCUUGGUAUAUCAUCUGGAAAGGCUCUGUAAAUGUGAUCACGCAUGGGAAGGGCCUGGUAACAACACUACACGAGGGUGAGGACUUUGGGCAGUUAGCUUUGCUGAAUGAUGCACCUCGUGCUGCCACCAUCAUCUUGAGAGAAGAUAACUGCCAUUUCCUUCGUGUUGAUAAACAGGACUUUAUACGCAUUCUCAAGGAUGUUGAAGCUAACACAGUGCGACUUGAAGAGCAUGGGAAAACUGUGCUGGUGUUGGAGAAGAGCACCGACCGGGCCGAGCAGGGAGGAAGCAACAGCAAGUACACUGUUAUGUCAGGAACACCUGAGAAAAUCCUGGAACACCUACUGGAAACAAUAAAGUUGGAUUCUAACGGAAAUGACGCCAUAGAUCCAUGUGUGAGCGACUUUAUGCUCACCCAUAAAGUCUUCAUGCCCUCCAGCCAGCUGUGUACCGCACUACAGCACCACUACCAGGCAGAGCUCUCUGAGGGUUCAGAUCAGGAGAAGGCUGCUUACAUUAUCAACACCAAGCAGAAGGUAGUAAAGCUGAUUGGCCAGUGGGUGGCGCUGUUUGGCCUACUGCUGAAAGAAGAUCCUAUUGCUUCGGACUUUCUGGAGACAAUGAAGAAGGAGGUGGCCGGUGAUUUUCGUCUGUCCAGCAUGCUGAAAGAACAAUUUAGGGAAAGGAGGCGAACAAAAGUAUUGGAGAAUGGAUUUCAGUCACUGAGUAGGAACCAACUAUUUGACUGGUUUUCAAACUGUGAGGAGGCAGUGGGGAGGUUACAACCAAUCAGAGCACAAGAUAAAGUGCUUUAUGAGAUCUACAGGCCAGACAACAAACCUCUCACUCUGAUGCUCCCAGUGAACACAUCUGUACAGGAUGUGAUGUCGGCAAUAGUCAAACCUGGAGGAGAUCACAUCUUGGUCAAAAUUAACUCCACAGGAGAGAGAGCUCAGAUAAAGCUGGAUGCUACUGCAGUUUACACAGCACUGGGACUCAACGAGAGACUGUUCAUCUGCACAAGCAGCGAAGUGGAACAACUGAUUCCCCUGAAGGAGCAGCAGGGUCCAGAGCGAGGAACAACUGACAUCCUUGAACAGAUGGGCUCUAAAGACAUUGCCAGUGAACUUGCCAAUUAUGACUGGGAAAUGUUCACUGCCAUGCAUGAGGUGGAGCUUGUGUACUAUGUAUUCGGCCGUCAUAAAUUCCCAGGUGCCAUGACAGCUAACCUAGAGCGGUUUGUACGGCGCUUCAAUGAGGUGCAGUACUGGGUGGUGACUGAGCUGUGCCUCUGUGAAGACCUGGUGAAACGAGCCAUUCUGCUCAAGAAGUUCAUAAAGAUUGCUGCAGUAUUAAAGGAGCAGAAGAAUCUCAAUUCAUUCUUCGCUGUGAUGUUCGGUUUGAGCAACAGUGCAGUACACAGGCUUUACAAGACCUGGGAGAGAAUCCCCAGCAAGACAAAAAGAAUUUACUGUGCUUAUGAGAGGUUGAUGGAUCCCUCACGCAACCACAGGGCCUACAGACUGGCUGUGGCCAAACUCAGUCCUCCCUACAUCCCCUUCAUGCCUCUGCUGCUCAAAGACAUGACAUUCAUCAAUGAGGGAAAUCCAAACUAUGUAGACAAAUUGGUCAAUUUUGAGAAAAUGCGCAUGAUAGCCAAGACAGUGAAAAUUGUACGAGGAUGCAGAAGCCAACCUUAUGUGCCGUCAUCUCCUCAGAGGGGCCUGGCAGAUCGGAUGUUUCUGGAAGGGCCUGCUACUCGCAUAUCUACAUACUCAGACAAUGCCCUUCCUCUGCGAAGUCCCAGCAACAUCCGACACUACAUUCAAAACCUGAAGGUGAUUGACAACCAGCGCAAACUUACACAGCUAUCAAGAACAAUAGAAUGCUAGGACAUCAACUUGCAAAUGUACAAAGACUAUAAAGUUGUAGCACAAAUCUGAACAGAGAACAUAUUGUACCUGGAUGAACAAAACUUCCACACUCGUCUAAACAAGAUGGAUCUCUGGAGGUGUUGAGUCCUGUGGAUAUUCACUCGAAUUCAAGGAGCUUGGACAUUCAUGGAAAAACUUUCUGCACAGCAUCAUGAGUGAAAAUGUGCUGAACCUCUAAUGCUGAACCAGAGAAUCCAGUUCUGUGUCCCUGGGAAUUAUAGGACACUUUUUAUACAAAAAGCCUUAUAGCACACCAGUGUAUACAUCUUGGUGUAUUUGCCAUAGUGGAAACUGAUGCCCUCACAAUGACAAUGUUACAACAUGUACAGUUAAGCAAAUUUUGCCUCUCUUUGGUGUCAAAAUUAAUUUAUGUGACAUAUAAUAAACUGCUUGUGGAAUAAUGAUUCUCAUGAUCACACAAGAGUCAUAGGAACACAUACCACAGAUAAUGUUUGCCAUAUUUUAUCACUUGGGGUCAGUUUUUUGUGCACUAAUAUUUUCACAUCAAAACUAAUAUAUUGUAUCAGAUCCUUUUCUGGCAGUAAGGCCACUUUCAUACAAUGUUGUUUUUCUAAAUAAAUUAUUUUCUCA